Belonocnema kinseyi is the source of this 1857-nucleotide messenger RNA. RefSeq lists its product as uncharacterized. The transcript is spliced from 6 exons. The record is from RefSeq and is a predicted model, not a curated record. Gene Ontology annotation, molecular function: protein binding. NCBI's taxonomy places the organism in Eukaryota, Metazoa, Arthropoda, Insecta, Hymenoptera, Cynipidae. The coding region runs from base 159 to 1658 and encodes 499 amino acids.
UCCUGGUAUUUCCGGUCUCCAAAAUGACGGCCAACAAGUAGUUUUUUUUGUCUCGCUGAUCCUUCCAAAGUGUAUUUAUAGAAAUAUUACAUAUAAAUGUAUUGACAGGCACGAAUGUUUAGUUUAAUGCGCUAUUUGAAGAAAAUUUUAGCUCCAAAAUGAGCAACUGUUGCUGGAAAUUCAACGAGAAUAUUAAAGCCGUGUACAUAAACAAGGAAGAUGAAUCCGAGGAGCAAAAGACGGAGAACAUAUCCAGCAACUGGGCCCAGUUACCGGAUAUUUUACUCGAGGAAAUAUUUUCCCAUUUAACAGUUCGAGAAAGAUACGAUGCGUCAUUGGUCUGUCGAUCCUGGUACCGAGCUUUCAAAUUGCAAAAAGUCUGGUCCACAUUUACUUUCGAAGACACAACGCUUACGAGAGGAAAAUUUAAUUAUUAUAGUGGUUGGCAGUAUGUUCUAGAUCACAUCAGAGUAUCAAACUGUCUUAAUAAGGUCGGGAAAAAUUUUCGACACCUUAUAUUCGAGCCUAUGUUGAAUUUCUACAAUUUGUACGAAUUCAUGAACAUGUUAUCUUGGUAUACUGAACAACAAGGAUCUGACAAUACUUCGGUUGCUGGAGUGGGAACUCAUAUUCGUCGAUUAAAAUUUACAUUUAUUUGUAACAUGGCCAACAGGGACAAUCCUGAUAGAACAAGGCUUUUUGGAACCGGUGGAAAAUUACUAGAGGGUUUAAAGAGGCUCAUGUGCAAUUUAGUGAACUUGAAGUGUCUUGAACUUAUUGAUUUGAUGUUGGAGAAUAAGGAAGCACUUUAUUUGAUGGAUGAUAUCUGUGUCAAUCGUACACAGACUUUAUCCAAACUCGUGUUGAUUAACACUACGAAAGAGCCGUGUCCUCUCUUACAUGUUGGCGUAUUUCUCAAUUUGAAUACUCUAGUCAUCAGUCCUCAGAACUUAGAUGAGGAUGUUAUAGAACUGCUUGGUUAUACGAAGUUACAACACCUCCAUAUCGUACAAAAUCGCUACAGUCCCAAAGAUACGACUAUACGUUUGCCAAAGAAUUUCUCCUGGUCACAGAUGAGAUUAAACAAUCCCAAUCUAAAGGUGCACUUUGAAAUAGAAACUCAAAAAUCCAGCGAUAUGAUAUUGGCAGUGGAUUUAUUAAAUUACAAAUCAAUUCCUUGCUACAGCAUUGUCAUAGACAGUCCAAAGUCUCAGGUUCCAGUAUCUGCCAUACUAGAACACGCCUCGUGUUUCGGAUCAACGAUCAGAGCCUAUGCUUUCAAAGGAUUAUCCAGAUACUAUCUGCCCAAAAAUUUCUCAAAACGAAUAGACGAGGCUAUCGUCAGAUUUUGCCGAAUGUGUCCAAAUCUCCACACUCUGAUGAUUCAUGACAAAAUAUCAACGGCUACGAUCCUAGAAAUAGUAUCGACGGCAAAAAGAUUGCGCUAUUUAUACGUCCGGCGAAACGUGAUUUUAAAAAGAUGCGACCGGGAUUGGUCAAAUGUCACCGACUGGUCACCCAAUCAUUACCAGUGGAUUAAAAUGAAUAGCAAUAGUUACGAAGGCACUGAAAGGGAAGUAUCGAGAAUUUUGGGAUAUCGAUGGCACAUGCUUUCUGAAAAAGAAUUUAGAAAUCAGGAGGUGGAUUUGCACAUUUAGAUCCACUUCAUUUUUCAAAGACUGUAAAAAAAUCAUCAUUCACUAAAAUUCAUUUAUAUCAAGAUCAUUAAAUUAUAAAUUAUUUUUUGACAUCUUUAUUGUAACAAAUAAAAUCUAAACAUCAAAAAAUGAUACAAAUGAUGUAUUUAUUAAAGUUGUUAAAAAGUGUAGAUGUUAUGAAAAAACGUAAUAAACUUCU